AUGAAUCGCGUUGUGAUCCUCUUAGAGUUAUUAACAUAUUUUAAGUUUAUCAUUGGUAGCAGUCAAAGUGGAAAGUUCAUAUACAGAGGGAAUGUUUCUUAUUCUGAUGUUUCCCUGUUGAUAUCAGAAAUCGGACCUGACGAUGUGUCUCUACGUUACUGUGCUGUAGAGUGCUACAAAAACGUAGACUGUAAUGCCGUGGAGAUCUGUUCAUUUUCUAUCAACAAUGUGUGUCGACUGAGUAUAAAUAUUACCACAAAUCUGUUGUCAGGACAAGGGACUUGUUCUCGCUAUGAAAUCAAACAUGAAUGUGGUGAUGGGUGGUUCUUUAAUAGACGAACAGCUGAAUGCCAAUGUGUAGUAGACUGUAACUGUGAGGCGGUAACACCACCUAGCGGAGGAGUUUUAUCAAAGACUGUGAACUUAGGUGGUUAUGAGAUUCUAACCAACUGCAUCAACACAGGUGGACACGUGUGGACGAUGAUUCAGAGGAGGACUGAUGGUUCUGUUGACUUCAACAGGGGAUGGACAGAGUACAAGAAUGGAUUUGGUGACGUUGUCUCUGAGUUCUGGAUUGGACUCGACAACAUACGCGUUCUCGUUCAGAAUGGUUAUACUGUCCUACGUGUGGAAUUAGAGGAAGGGGCCGAGACUGCUUUUGCUGAGUACAGCAGUUUUUACAUUGCGGGGGAGGCAGACAAAUAUAGAAUACACGUGUCUGGAUAUACUGGGACAGCUGGUGAUGGCAUAUCGUGUACUACUAUGCACUGCAAUAACGACGCUCAGUUCUCCACCCACGACAAUGACAAUGACUUGGUCUCAACAAAUGAAGCUUUGAGGUGGCGCGGUGGGUGGUGGUACAAUGACGGACACCGGUCUAGCCUGAAUGGCGAGUACGGGAACAACAACCACGGAGAAGGAAUCAGCUGGUACUAUUUCAAGGGAUGGGCCGAUUCACUGUCAGGGACAAGAAUGAUGCUUCGUUUAGGAUAAACAGUUGAUGUUUACA
Messenger RNA from Magallana angulata, 1009 nucleotides. RefSeq names its product tenascin-R-like. NCBI's taxonomy places the organism in Eukaryota, Metazoa, Mollusca, Bivalvia, Ostreida, Ostreidae. The transcript is spliced from 6 exons. The record is from RefSeq and is a predicted model, not a curated record. Bases 1 to 993 code for a protein of 330 amino acids.